UUGUGUGGCGUUUUCCGGUUUGUUCACGUUUAUACCCAGAUAUGUUCUAGAGCGUGAUCUGCACCUCUUUGUCUUCAUUAGCCAUUUAGCUGAACUUCCAACCGCUGCUGCUUGCAAGUGGUGAGUUUAUCUAAUUGUGCGUGCGUGAGAGAGACAGAGAGUGGAGGUGAGACUCUGUGUGAGGAUGAGUUUAGCAAACAGCAGAGAGCAGAGGAGCACGGCGGGGAACCGUCUGACCAAACUCCUGGAGGCAGAGGAAGAGGACGAGUUUUACAAAACCACAUAUGGAGGAUUUAAUGAUGAGUCUGGUGAUGAUGAAUACCAUGGUGAUCACUCCGACACUGAGGAUGAGGUGGACAGCGACUUCGAUCUGGAUGAGGGAGACGAACCAGACAGUGAACAGGAAGAGGAGACGCCACGCAGACGCAGCCGCAUCCUCACUAAAGCAUACAGAGAGCCCAUAAAGGUAAUGAAGCCCAGAGUCAAACAACCCUCUGAGGAGUUAAAGCCUGAAAAACCGAAAGCAGAAAAACGUUCAACUCACGAGCUGCAGGAGCUUGGAGAAAUGCGUAAGUCAGUGAGGAAGUCAACUAGUGAACACACUCGGAAGACAUUUGAGCGUCUGCAGGAGCGACAGCAGGAGGCGCCGAGACGCCGCAAAGUUCACAGAGACAAACCACUGAGUCAGGAGGAGUUACUGCGAGAAGCUGAACACACUGCACAGAGCAACCUGGAGUCACUGGAGAAUUAUGAGCGCCUUGAGGCUGAUAAGAAGAAGCACGUGCAGAAGAAGAGAAGGUUUGAAGGCCCAACAAUCCGUUAUCACUCAGUACUAAUGAUGUCUGAGCCGCCACUCAAAGAUGAGAACGUGGAUGUGGAAGGGCUGGAUCAGGACACGCCCCUCUCAGCAUCGGUGACCUGUAUGUCAGGGGCGGGGACGCUCUGCUCGCGAACUUUCAUCACGUUCAGUGACGAGGAAGCGUUCGAAUCAGCUUUCCCUCAAUGGGCUCGUGUCAGCCCUGACCUGCCUGUCCAGGAAGUGUGUCCUGUUACCCACAAUCCCGCUCUUUACCGAGACCCGGUUACUGACAUCCCGUACGCUGACGCACGAGCUUUCCGCAUCAUUCGCGAAGCUUACCGUAAAUACGUAGCUGUACACGGCUUCCCUAAUGAGGCGACUCACACACCUUCACACACACACUCUGAGUCCACAGGGGGAACCAAAAGCCUUCGUUUGAAGGGACUUACGGUGUAAACACACACACACACACACACACACACACACACACACACACACAGUUUUUCAAACAGAUUAAAGAUGGUCAUAGACACACCCUCACAAUGGUCAAGUUUCAAUUUUUGGCCAUCAUGUUUCUCAGCAGCUGCUUGAUCUUUUUACAAAUGUCUUUGUGCCUUUUUAUUGUUUUAUUUGGUAAAUUAUUGGAUUUAUUAAUUUCUAACAUUUGGUAAUGAGGUUCACCACUCUGAGAGAUUUUUAUUUUUGUGCCUUUCCCAUUAUUCUUGAGUUUCUCCAGGGAAUUAUUUGAGUUCUUUGUUCAUUUCUUAUUAGAGCUAGUGUUUCUCCAGAUUAUGGCUCUAUUAAAGUUGUUCAUGGUAAGCUCCUUUAA
Messenger RNA from Silurus meridionalis, 1628 nucleotides. RefSeq names its product vacuolar protein sorting 72 homolog a (gene vps72a). Lineage: Eukaryota; Metazoa; Chordata; Actinopteri; Siluriformes; Siluridae. Gene Ontology annotation, cellular component: nucleus. Gene Ontology annotation, biological process: regulation of DNA-templated transcription; chromatin remodeling. The transcript is spliced from 7 exons. Bases 185 to 1255 code for a protein of 356 amino acids. Gene Ontology annotation, molecular function: ATP-dependent H2AZ histone chaperone activity. The record is from RefSeq and is a predicted model, not a curated record.